Mya arenaria is the source of this 1164-nucleotide messenger RNA. RefSeq names its product cell division cycle-associated 7-like protein. Gene Ontology annotation, cellular component: nucleus. The record is from RefSeq and is a predicted model, not a curated record. Lineage: Eukaryota; Metazoa; Mollusca; Bivalvia; Myida; Myidae. The transcript has 10 exons. Gene Ontology annotation, biological process: regulation of DNA-templated transcription. Bases 44 to 835 code for a protein of 263 amino acids.
GCCAUCUCUGACAAAAACCGCGGGAGAGUCAAGGCACUGCGAAAUGGCAGAUUUUUUUGAAGACAUUGACCUUGCAGAGCUGAGAAAGAGGAAUUUGGCUGAUAAUGAAAAAAUAUUGCAGCAGAUUAAAGCUGAUCUUCAGAAGAUUAUUCCACUGAAACCUAAAGCGAAGAGGCUACAGACAAAGAAAAACACGAAGCGUCUUUCCCUCCCUGUGGAAGAAAGAAGAAACCCUUCGCGUGUGGCACGAUUCUCCCCUCCAAGAACUCGGUCUCGGCGCCUGUCCCUCGCCUCUGACAUUUCCUCUACCUCGUCGGACUCCACCUCCUCUGAUAGAAUGGUGGUCAAGUUUGGAUUUAGCUGUCGUCCUGCUGAUACUGAAGAGGAUGAGGACAUGGAUUACAAGGUUGUUCGCCCGAUACGUCGUUACACUGAGGAGGACAAAAAGGCUGCAGAGGAAAUCACCGAGGACGACCUUGUCCGUGUGGCUGUCAGUGUGGCGGACAAGAGAUAUGACAGCAUAUAUGGAACAACCUGCCAUCAGUGCAGACAGAAAACUGAUGAUAUGAAGACCAUCUGUCGAUCGGAAAAAUGCUUUGGUGUCAGAGGACAGUUCUGUGGUCCGUGCUUGAGGAACAGAUAUGGGGAAGACGUGCGUGAGGUGCUCAAAGAUCCUGAAUGGCAGUGUCCGCCGUGCAGAGACAUCUGUAACUGCAGUUUUUGUCGCAAGCGGAGGGGCAAGUCAUGCACGGGAAUUCUCGUGCACAUUGCACGUGAACAGGGCUUUUCAAAUGUCAAUGAAUAUCUACAGAGCUUGAAACAGAAGACAUCUUGAGCUGUACAGCGAGUGACCUGUGGACAGCUAUCAGAGUGACCGUUAAAGAGGAAUGAAGCAAUGAAUUUCAACAACAUGAUCUGCAAGAAAAAUUGCUUUUUUGUUAAAUCUAAUCAUAUAUUUUACACUGACAAUUGUAUUCAUAUAGUUUACGUUUUAAAAUGUAUAUAUGUAUAAAUAUAUAUCACUUCCAUUUUCCUUCAAGUUAUACAGUAUGUUAAUAGACCAGUGCCAAAAUAAUGUCUGAAUACAUAAAGCAUGCAGAGUUUACUUGAAAAUGUAUUAUAACGUUUUUAAGUUUUAGUUGUAAAUAAAAAAAAUCUUGGUUU